GACGGAAAGAGCCGAAGCGGCGGCGGAAGGAGCCGAAGAGUGACGGAAAGAGCCGAAGCGGCGGCGGAAGGAGGCGAAGAUGGCGGACGGGGAGGAGGUGACUCUGGACGGGCGGCCGCUGCAUCUGCUGCGCGUCGCGGACCUGAAGGCGGCCCUGGAGCAGCGCGGCCUGGCCAAGAGCGGCCAGAAGAGCGCGCUGGUCAAGCGCCUCAAACAGGCGCUGAUGCUGGAGAACCUGCAGAAACACUCCACCCCCCACGGCACCUUCCAGCCCAACUCGCAGAUGGGGGAGGAAAUGAGCCAGAACAGCUUCAUCAAGCAGUACCUGGAGAAGCAGCAGGAGCUGCUGCAGCAGCGCUUGGAGCGCGAGGCCGAAGCGGCGAAAAGCGGCGAUUUGGGCGACGAGGCCGGGAAGGAGAAGCGGGCGAGGACACAGCCCGGCUCCCCCUCCCCCCCUCCCCUCCCCGAGGGGGCGGAGCCUCCGCCGGGCCGGAAGGGGCGUGGCCCGCCAAGCCCCGCCCCGAGGAGGAGGAAGAGGAAGAUGAGGAGGAAGAGGAAGAAGAGGAGGAAGAGGAAGCCCCCCAGGGGGCGGGAGCCUGAGCCCCCCCAAGCCCCGCCCGCCUCCCCUUCCCCUCCUCCCAUUGGCCAGAGCCCCGAGCCCCGCCCCCCGCCGGAAGAAGCCCCGCCCCCCGUGCUCACCAAGGAGACCCCGCCCCCUUCUCCGGGGGCGGGGCCGGAGCCCGAGGGGCGGGACCAGCCCUCGCCGGGCUCCGCCCACUCAUCGCCAAGCUCCGCCCACUCCUCCCGGGGGGCGUCGCCCUCCCCGCCGGCCACGCCCACCAGCCAGAAGGAGGCCCCCGAGGGUCCCAGCAGCCCCCAGCACAGCAGCGAGGAGCCGGCGGUGCCCACGGAACCCGGACCCCCCCCCGGGCCGGGGGGCUCGUCCCCCCCCGAGCGACCCCCCAGACCCACAGGUAACGCCCCCCAAAGCCUGAUCCCCGAGAUCAAAAUGGGGGGCGGGGGAGGGGCCAGCGACCCCCCCCCGGAGCUCCCGCCCCCUCCCGGCGACCAGGGGGAGGGGCCUGAUGACGUCAGCGAGGGGGCGGAGCCCCCGGGGGGCGGGGCCAGCACUCCCCCCCCCAUUGAAGAUCAUCAGGACCGUCACCCAGAGAACGGCGGGGAGGAGCCCGCGGGGGGGGGAGGCGCUGAGGCCACGCCCCCCGGCGCUCAAGCCACGCCCCCCGGCGCCGAGGCCACGCCCCCGGAGCCGCCCAUUAAGAAAAGCCCCGCCCCCCCGCCCCGCCCCCCCCGCGGCUUCUCGCUGCCCGUGGACGAGCCCGUGACGGGAACGCGCCCCUCCCCCCCCCGGCAGCGCCCCAGCCGCAUCGUGCACCUCUGCAACCUGGUGCGCCCGUUCACGCUGGGGCAGCUGAAGGAGCUGCUGGGGCGCACGGGGCGGCUGCGCCACGACGACUUCUGGAUCGACCGCAUCAAGAGCCACUGCUACGUCACCUACGAGUCGGUGGAGGAGGCCGUGGCCACUCGCAACGCUCUGCACGGCGUCAAGUGGCCCCAGAGCAACCCCAAGGUGCUGGCGGCCGACUUCGCCACCCAGGACGAGCUCGACCUGCACCGUGGCCUCCCCCCCUCCUCCCUCCCCUCCCUGCCCUGCGAAGCCACGCCCCCUCCCCUAAGCUCCGCCCCCUCCGCCGCACCGCCAGGGGGAGGGGGCGUGUCCCCCGGGGGCUCCGCCCCCCGCGGGGCGGGGCAGUGGGCGGAGCGGGAGCGGGAGCAGGAGAGGAGGGAGAGGGCGAGGGGGGAGAGGGAGUGGGAUCGCGACAAGGCCACGCCCACCGCCGGACACGCCCCCCGCCGCAGCCCCGCCCCCCGCGGCGUGGGAACGCCCCCCCCCGCCCCAACGCACGCGCCAAUCAAGAGCAAGCCGGGAGAGAGGGGGCGGGGCGCCAGGGAGGGACGGCCCGAUAAGAAAGAGAAGCCCCCCGAGGAGCCCCCGGCCAAGCUAUUGGACGAUCUGUUCCGCAAGACCAAGGCGGCGCCGUGCAUCUAUUGGCUGCCGCUGACCGACACGCAGUUCAUUCAGAAACAGGCUGAACGCGCCGCCCGGGCGCGGGAACGCGAGCGGCGCCGCAAGGAGCAGGAAGAGGCGGAGCUUCGCCAGCGGGGGGGCGGGGCCUCGGCCAACCCCGCCCCCUCCACCCCCCAGCCCGCCCGCGACAAGCGGGGGGGCGGAGCCCCGCCCCGACAAGCCCCGCCCCAGGCCACGCCCCCUCCCCCUCCCUCCUCCUCCUCCUCCUCCUCCCACCGGCGGGAACGGCGCAGCCGCAGCCCCCCCCUGCGCGACCGGGGCGGGCGGCGCUGACCCCGCCCCCUCCCGGGCCCGAAACCCCCCGAUUUCACCCCAAAAUCCACCCCCCAAACCCCCCCGCGCGAUUUUGGGGCGAUUCCGUGCGAUUCAACACGAUUUUAAGCCAA
Molecule: messenger RNA, 2493 nt
Organism: Columba livia (rock pigeon)
Lineage: Eukaryota; Metazoa; Chordata; Aves; Columbiformes; Columbidae
Gene: ACIN1
Product: apoptotic chromatin condensation inducer 1
Biological process (GO): RNA splicing
Cellular component (GO): ASAP complex; precatalytic spliceosome
Molecular function (GO): RNA binding
Source: RefSeq, a predicted model, not a curated record